Messenger RNA from Nasonia vitripennis (jewel wasp), 1170 nucleotides. RefSeq names its product odorant receptor 149 (gene Or149). Gene Ontology annotation, biological process: detection of chemical stimulus involved in sensory perception of smell; sensory perception of smell. The coding region runs from base 1 to 1170 and encodes 389 amino acids. Gene Ontology annotation, cellular component: plasma membrane. The record is from RefSeq and is marked inferred. The transcript has 9 exons. NCBI's taxonomy places the organism in Eukaryota, Metazoa, Arthropoda, Insecta, Hymenoptera, Pteromalidae. Gene Ontology annotation, molecular function: olfactory receptor activity; odorant binding.
AUGAACAAGGAAGAGGUCGACGAGGCUUUCAAUGACUCGUUGCUCAAGAUUAACAAGGAGCUCAAUAUCUUCAACGGGUUAUGGCCCCAUAGGCCCGAUGGGGACAAGCUUUUCCGGCGCAUCAUCGUGCUUACAGUUUUGAUAAGCGUUACUUUGCCUCACGUUCUCGGAAUGUUCAUACAAUGUGGAAGGAAUAUGGCUUUGUGCGGAGAGAACAUUUGCGGAUUCUGCUACUGCAGUGGGGUCAUUGCCAAGUUUAUCGUUCCAAUCGUGUCCAAAGAGAAGUUCAUUACUUUAUACGAGAAAAUAGCGCUUAACUGGAAGGAAAUAACUGAUCCGUACGAACAAUCGAUUUUAGAAGAAUUUUCAAAGUUGGGGAGAUUAAAAUCUUGGCUCUAUUUCGUUUAUUGCGCAGUGGCUGGUUUUGCCUUUUGCCAGAUGACCGCGUUACCAGCGCUGAUGGACAUAAUUCUACCUCUCAACGAAUCACGGCCAAAAAUUUUGGUGACAAAAGCUGAAUACCCUUUCGAUCCUUUCGAAUAUUAUUACGAGCUUUACUUCCUCUACUGCACUGCAGCUGUCGUAAGCGUCAGUGUGCUUGCGUCGACUGAUUCGACGUACUCGGUGAUCAUACAUCAGAGUUUGGGGAUAUUCGGAAUCGUUAAUCAUAGGCUGCAGAAGGCAGCGAAGCAUAAAAAUCAAGAAGAAUCGUACAGAGUGAUGGUUUCAGCAAUUGAAUUACACAAAUCCGCUUUGGAAUUUCUUGAACUAAUCGAGUCCACUUAUCAAAGUGCCUUUCUGAUAUUCAUAUUCGUAACGGUCGCGUUUCUAAGCUUUGGCUCACUUAUCAUCGUCGAACACUCGGAAGAAAUCAUUGACUUGAUAAGAAUGACACUGAUAGAAUUCGGUGCCAUGAUUCACAUAUUUUUCAUCAGCUGGCCAGGACAAUUAGUUAUUGAUCAUAGCGAGAAUUUGUUCUUAUCGACAUAUACUACUAAAUGGUACAACAUGUCCAAGAAAGGAAAAAUGUUAUUGCUGUUCAUGAUGAUGAGAUGCCUCAAGCCCAGCUUUUUAACAGCUGGGGGAUUUUAUAUUAUGAACUUUGAAAAUUAUGGAUCAAUAGUAAAGACUACCUUGUCAUACGUGACGGUUGCAUUGUCUUUUCACUAA